Messenger RNA from Oxyura jamaicensis (ruddy duck), 921 nucleotides. Its product is annotated as splicing factor YJU2-like. Gene Ontology annotation, cellular component: U2-type catalytic step 1 spliceosome. NCBI's taxonomy places the organism in Eukaryota, Metazoa, Chordata, Aves, Anseriformes, Anatidae. The transcript is spliced from 4 exons. Gene Ontology annotation, biological process: mRNA splicing, via spliceosome. Bases 3 to 443 code for a protein of 146 amino acids. The record is from RefSeq and is a predicted model, not a curated record.
GGAUGCAGAAGGAGAGGGAAGAGGAAGAGCUGAACAAUCCCAUGAAGGUCCUGGAGAACCGAACCAAGGACUCCAAGCUGGAGAUGGAGGUCUUGGAGAACCUGCAGGAGCUGAAGGAGCUCAACCAGCGCCAGGCCAACGUUGACUUCGAGGCCAUGCUGCGGCAGUACAAGGAGCACGAGGAGGAGCAGAAACGCAGGGAGCAAGAGGAGGAUGAGCAAGAGAUGAAAGCCAUGCUGGAGGAGGUGCAGAACCGGCGCCUGCUGGUCGACUCGGACUCCGACGAAGAAGCUGCGAAACCACCCACAAAGCCCGCGGCCAAAACGAAACCUACGGACAUCCUGCAGGAGCCCUACAAGGACGGGCUCCCCCGUGCCUCGAGCCCACCUCAGCCACGAUUCCAGGACCCCAAAGGUCAGCAGGAGCGAAACGACCGCCGCUGACAGCCUCCGCUUCGCUUCUCUGCUCUCCGUUGCUGGAGAUGGGCAGGACAAAAGGGCUUGGACGGUGCUCGGCUCGCAGGGGAGGGAUUAUCCCCGCAGACAGGCCCCCUGCGCCGCUGCUCUCUGAUGUCGGUGCGUGCCCGCGGGGACCUCUGCCCGCUUGGGCGAAUCAAAGCUGAGCCGGCCGGGGUUAAUCCGAGCCGUGUGCCCCGGCCCAGCGCUAAUCCGCGGGCCCGGGGGAGGCGGAUUCGGCGCCCGGACCACCUGCAGGCACGCAGCGCCCGGCUGGCGGAGGUCGCGCAGCCCCGCGGCACGCAUCUGGCUCCUCGGCAGGGCUGGGGAUGUGCAGGGCUGGUUUAACAGCCACGGGCAGCGGGGCGUUCGUCUCUGAGGGCUGGGCUGCAGCUGUUCAGGUCCGGGUCGGCUGUCCUUGUUUGUCCUGCUUCUGCCAGCUGCUCUGUGGGGAGGAUCACAGAAU